UGAAUCUUGAAAGGAAUUAAUAUCCAUUGUGUGGUUUAUCUAGUACUGACGUUCAUGUCCUCGGAGUCCCCUCUAGAUCAUUCUUCAUAUAAUUCGGAGACUGAAAAAGGAAAUAUGACGUUCAAGGUCGAGAACGAGUACGAGACCUCGUCCAGUGCCC
Amoebophrya sp. A25 is the source of this 160-nucleotide messenger RNA. The record is from the annotation of a GenBank genome assembly. NCBI's taxonomy places the organism in Eukaryota, Dinophyceae, Syndiniales, Amoebophryaceae.